This is a messenger RNA of Brassicogethes aeneus, 1014 nucleotides long. The record is from the annotation of a GenBank genome assembly. NCBI's taxonomy places the organism in Eukaryota, Metazoa, Arthropoda, Insecta, Coleoptera, Nitidulidae.
AUGUUGGUACAAGAUACGCAGAAUUACCAAAACCACAUACAGAAUACAUUUACUUUCGAAACUGAUCCUGAUUUCACUCCAUCUGAAACUAGUAAUCAAAUGAUACCAAUAACACAACAAUGGUUGGAUGAAGUGCUAAGACAUUUAAAUUUGUCAAAGCGAGAUUCAGAAUAUCUAGCACAAAAACUAAAACAAAACAAUUUAUUACAGUCUAGUGUGAAAAUAACUGGUUAUCGUAAUCGUCAUACCAUAUUUCAACAAUAUUUUACCGCUAACGCUGAAAAUACAUUCGUCUACUGUAAUGAUAUUGGAAAACUUAUUACAGAAAUGAAUAUUAAUUAUGUUCCUCAUAAAUGGAGAUUGUUUAUCGAUUCUUCAAAAACAAGCUUAAAAGCAGUGUUGUUGUACUACAACAAUAAAAAGCCAAGUAUUCCAAUUGCUUAUAAUACAAAUACUAAGGAGACUUAUGAAUCAGUUAGAAAUAUUCUAGAAGCAGUAAACUAUAAUAACCACAAAUGGCGUCUCUGCUGUGAUUUAAAAAUGAUUUCACUGGUUUGUGGUUUACAAGGAGGUUACACAAAAAAUAUGUGCUUCAUUUGUUUAUGGAAUACUCGAUACAAAGGCAAUCAAUACCAAAAACGUGAUUGGGACAACAGACAUGAUUAUGUUAUUGGAGCAGCUAAUGUUAUUCAUAAUCCUCUUAUAUCACCAGAUAAAGUAUUACUACCACCGCUUCAUAUAAAAUUGGGUAUUUUCAAAAACUUUGUUAAAGCCUUGCCUGUAGAAGGACAAGCUUUUACUACAUUAAGAUCUAAAUUUCCACGACUUAGUGCUGCUAAAGUAAAAGAAGGUAUGUUUAAUGGACCUGAUAUAAGACGACUUAUGAAAAAUUAUGAAUUUGAUAGAUCAUUAGAUCCAAAACAACUAGUUGCUUGGCUCGCUAUUAAAGAUGUUAUAAGUAAUUUUCUUGAAAAAGAAUAUCAGGCGGCUGUGCUCUGGACGUUGGACGAGUAA